UCCCGGGGAGGGGUGGGGCUUGGGUGCGCCCCCGCUUCCCCCCGCCCAACAGACCCCUCUGUAUGGCUCCUGCGUGGCGGCGAGAGGCCUCCCGUGGGCGGGGGAGGAGCCCCGCUUGCGCGGAACGGAGUCCCCGGCCAGGUGUGUCACCGCGAAAGGAGUCCCCCGCGGCUCAGGCAGGGAGGGAGGCCGGCUGCGUGCGGCGGGGCCCGCGGACUGGGCGCAGGGAGGAUGGACGCCUCUCUGGAGCAGCGCCUCAGGGAAGCGGCGGCGCGGGGCGAGCUGGAGGAGGUGCGGGCGCUGCUGGGCCUCGGGGCCGGGCUGGACGCCCCCGACGGAGACACUGGCUGGACAUGUUUGCACUGGGCUUGCAAACAGAACCACACUGAAGUGGUUGCUUAUUUGCUGGAUUCUGGAGCCAAUAAGGAGAUUUUCACCAUUAAUGGCGAGCUGGCAGCACAUUUAACUUCAAAGAAAGAAAUCAGAAAGCUUUUAGGAGUGGAAGAAUGUCACAGUCAAGAAGUGGACGACUCAAAAUGGCAAUUCAGUGAAAAUGAUCUGUUUACUGACAAGGAAGAAAGGGAUAGUGCUCUUGAUGCCCCAGCACCAUCAGAGCUGAACAGCAUUGUCGUCACUUCCUUAUCUGAGGGUAGACCCAACCUUUGCUCAUCAGCAACUCAAGCUGAAGAUGUUUGCACAGCCAUCUCUUUGCAGAGUGGAGACUACAGUGAAGGGGACUUGCCUUCUUCUAUCAGCGCCGGAGCCACAGCAUUCACAGCACCUACAGCCCAGGACUGCCCUGCUUAUCCCUCACCUGCAGGUCACAAUGGAGUCCUUUUUAGCUUGGCUCCACCUCAACAUGUACCUCAGCAAGGCAAUGGCUCAUUCACAAGCACUACACAGCCCUUACAGCCACUGUUUCAUGCAGGGAACUUCCCAUGUAAUACACAAGAAUUGGUGCUUAAAGUAAGAAUUCAGAAUCCUAAGGAUAAUGACUUCAUUGAAAUUGAGCUGGACAGAGAAGACUUGACGUACCAGGGCCUGCUCAGAGUGAGUUGCUGUGAACUGGGCAUUAAUCCUGAACAAGUGGAGAAGAUCAGAAAGCUACCCAAUACGUGCGUAAGAAAGGAUAAAGAUGUCACCAGGCUUCAGGAUUUUCAAGAACUGGAACUAGUAUUGGAGGAAAACACCAGCUCAUUCAGAAACGCAGUGAUACCAACAAUGGACAAACCCUGCUACAACACUAAAGCCGCAAAGCUGACAUAUUGAAAGCUAACAAAAUACAUUUAAAACUUUACAUUCUUGUUAAUUAAUUUUUACUAGUGAUUAUUUUGAUAUACCUGUAUUUCCCACUAGGAUACAUUUUAAAUCGCUAGUCUUACUUGAGUGGAGGUAAAGGUCCAAACAUCUGAAGCACAUUUAUAAUAGCUUUUCAUGUGAUGUUGUCAAAUGUACAAGCAGAGACAAAAAAAGUUCCUUUGUGGAAGAAAACUAGGUACCCCCUUUUUCCCUCAGGCAACUGCUCCCUGCCCCAAAUUUGUUGAGCAGCGUGAUCUUCCUGAGAUUCCAUGUUAAAUACAUUUCCAUUUUGCAAGUAGAUGUCCACUGUAAUAGUAGUAGAAUGUUAAGUAGCUUUUUUGUGUCAAUAACACAAAGACUGACAAAAUCAUUGAAAACAAAACUUUAAAAGUGAAGAUCCUCUUUUUUCCUGAUAAUCACAGUACCAAGAACUGUAACAUUAUAAACACACCUUUAGUUUCCCCAUUGUCAUUAAUUUCAGGAAUGUGAUUGAGAGUUAACUGUGAUACAAAGUUACGGUAACUUUUUGUAAGAAAAACAUAUCCUAAGCAUUUUCUCCCACUACCUUGUGUACCCCAACCAAGUUUAUUGUUGUAUACAAUUUAAACCUCAGCAG
Molecule: messenger RNA, 1915 nt
Organism: Anolis carolinensis (green anole)
Lineage: Eukaryota; Metazoa; Chordata; Lepidosauria; Squamata; Anolidae
Product: ankyrin repeat domain-containing protein 40
Exons: 5
Coding region: 232-1269 (345 amino acids)
Molecular function (GO): protein binding
Source: RefSeq, a predicted model, not a curated record